Malassezia globosa CBS 7966 is the source of this 1221-nucleotide messenger RNA. RefSeq lists its product as uncharacterized. The transcript has a single exon. The coding region runs from base 1 to 1221 and encodes 406 amino acids. NCBI's taxonomy places the organism in Eukaryota, Fungi, Basidiomycota, Malasseziomycetes, Malasseziales, Malasseziaceae. Gene Ontology annotation, biological process: proteasome-mediated ubiquitin-dependent protein catabolic process; nucleotide-excision repair. The record is from RefSeq and is a predicted model, not a curated record. Gene Ontology annotation, cellular component: nucleoplasm; cytosol. Gene Ontology annotation, molecular function: polyubiquitin modification-dependent protein binding; ubiquitin binding; damaged DNA binding.
AUGAAGCUUUUGGUCAAGUCGCUCGCAGGUGGUAACUUCCACAUCGAUGUUGAACCGUCUGAUUCUGUGGGUUCUGUGAAGCAAAAAAUUCAAGCAUCGCAGGGACACCCCGCCGAAAACCAGAAGCUCAUCUAUUCCGGCAAGAUUUUGGCCGAUGAGAAGAAUAUGGGUGAAUACGAAAUCAAAGAAAAGGACUUUCUUGUCGUGAUGGUGUCGAAGCCUAAAGCGAAAAAGGUCGAGAGUGAUAAGCCAGUGAGUGCUGAUUCUUCGGCGCAAGCGGCCCCUGCACCUGCUAGCGCUGCGGCGACUGGCGAAUCAGCCUUGUCGGCAACGCCUGCAAAGCCCAAGGCGGAGUCUCCCGCCACACCUGCAGCGUCUACCCCGGCUGAAGCAGCUGGUGCAUCUUCUUCCAACCUGCCGUCAACACCUGCGCCUUCGAAUGGUCCAACAAAUGCGUCUGGUUCGACGGGCUCUUUGCAGACAGGAUCGUUCCUUUCUGGUGCUGAGCUCGAAACAGCCGUGAGCAGCAUCAUCGAGAUGGGUUUCUCAAAAGAGGAUGUUCAACGUGCAAUGCGUAUGAGCUUUAAUAAUCCAGACCGCGCGGUUGAAUACCUUAUGAAUGGAUUGCCAGAUGAAACGGCGGCUGCACCAUCGAGGACGACAGGUGUUCCCGCCACACCAGCGACACCGUCGCCAGCGCCAGUCACAAGUAUGCAGGAAACUCCGACUGGUGCAGGUGCUGGACGUGCGCCAAAUGCGGGGCAGUCCGGCAACCUAUUCGAACAGGCAGCUGCGAUGCAGAGUGGGACGAAUCGCGCGAGCGAAGGAUUGCUUGGCGAGGAAGAUGCACAGGGCCGGCAAAUUCUGGAUCUUGGAAAUCCCCAGGUCUUGUCUCAGCUGCGAACCUUGUUGGAGCAGAACCCUGCAGCAUUGCAACCGCUUGUGCAAGCACUUGUGCAAAGUAACCCACAGCUUGCUGAGGCAAUGAGCGCAGACCCCGAAGGUGUGCUGCGCAUGCUGGCUGGUGAAGGGCUCGAAGGAGAAGACUCGUUUGAAGUUCCUUCGCUUCAACAGCUUGCGGAUGAAGACCGCACACAAGUCGAACAAAUUGUGGCGAUGGGAAUCCCCGAACGUAAGGCAAUUGAAAGCUAUUUCAUGUGCGGCCGCAAUUUGGAGAUGGCUGUUCAAUACUACUUUGAGGUACGUUUGACGAUGUCUUGA